AUGACAUCACCCUUCAGCUUCCAGCACAGCCAGCUGUGGUUUCUAGAAGCGGAACUGAGAAGCGGUCCUGUGGUAUCACACACACAGCAUCCACCAAUAUUGUGGGGGGGAUUUUAAAGCGUAUCUUCUACGAGGCGAACCCGGCAGCCUGGAUUUUCGGCAGAACCGAUAUAUGCGGGAUUAUUAUACGUGAUAAAUGAUUUUUUUUCAUAGGACGACGUGACUAGCGAUGUGUAUAUGCACAACAAUAAUUAAUAAGGAGCAUCCUUAACCUCAAGGUGAACGUGAUCUUACUGAAACAGACGCCAAAAAAGGAGACAUGAAGCUCAAGUGUUUCUGAAAACAUCACUGGGAGUGCCGAGACGUCCUGUGUGAAGCGUCCUUCGCCAUCCUCGUCGUGGGGGCUCGGCUCUCCAGCCGGGCCGAAGGUCGCCCGAGAUCAUGUGGUCUCCCUGCCGUCUAGCCUGCUCGCUGCUGCCCCCGGUGCUCCUCUUCCUGUCCAGCUGCCAUGCCUUAUCCGCCCCGCGGUUCACGAAGCUGCCCGUCGACCAGAUCGGCGUGUCCGGGGGCGUGGUCUCCUUCGUCUGCCAGGCCACAGGGGACCCCAAACCCCGAGUGAACUGGAUCAAGAAAGGGAAGAAGGUCAACUCCCAGCGUAUCGAGACGAUCGAGUUCGACGAGGGCGCCGGGGCGGUGCUGCGAAUCCAGCCUCUGCGUGCCCCGCGGGACGAGAACACCUACGAGUGCAAGGCGGAGAACAGCGAGGGCGACGUCACCAUCACCGCUAAGCUCUCCAUCAUCCGAGAGGACCUGCUGCCGCCCGGCUUCCCCAACAUCGACAUGGGCCCCCAGCUGAAGGUGGUGGAGCGCACGCGCACGGCCACCAUGCUGUGCGCCGCCAGCGGCAACCCCGACCCCGAGAUCACCUGGUUCAAGGACUUCCUGCCAGUCGACCCCGGCUCAAGUAACGGGCGAAUCAAACAGCUGCGAUCAGGUGCCCUCCAGAUAGAGAACAGCGAGGAGACGGACCAGGGGAAGUACGAGUGCGUGGCAUCCAACAAAGAAGGCGUUCGCUACUCCUCCCCCGCCAACCUAUACGUGAGAGAGCUUCGAGAAGUCCGGCGUGUGCCCCCUCGUUUCUCAAUCCUGCCCACUAAUCAUGAGAUCAUGCCGGGCGGCAGCGUCAAUAUCACUUGCGUGGCGGUGGGCUCCCCGAUGCCCUACGUCAAGUGGAUGCUGAACGACGAGGAUCUCACGCCGGAGGACGAGAUGCCUGUAGGCCGCAACGUGCUGGAGCUCAACAGCGUGCGCGAGUCGGCCAACUACACCUGCGUAGCCAUGAGCAGUCUGGGCAUCAUCGAGGCUGUGGCCCAGAUCAUUGUCAAGUCGCUGCCGAAGCCCCCAGGCACUCCAGUGGUUACAGAAACCACAGCGACCAGCAUCACCAUCACCUGGGACUCGGGGAACCCCGAUCCCGUCUCUUACUACAUCAUCCAGUACCGCGCUAAGGCCCCUGACAGCAAAUUCGAGACUAAGGAUGGCAUCACCACCACGCGCUACAGCAUCGGGGGCCUCUACCCCAACACUGAGUACGAGAUACGGGUGUCGGCCUUCAACGCCAUUGGACAGGGCCCACCCAGCAAUCCAGUGGAGGCUCGGACAGGAGAACAAGCCCCCGCUAGCCCACCCCGGAAUGUCCAUGCCCGUAUUAUUUCCCAGAACACUAUGAUGGUACGCUGGGACGACCCAGAGGAGCCCAACGGACAGAUCAAGGGGUACCGGGUCUACUAUACUAUGGACCCAUCUCUACCUAUGAGCCAGUGGCAUAUCCACAACGUGCAGCAGAGUUUUAUGACGACUGUGCAGAGCCUCACCCAAUCCGAAACAUACACCAUCCGCGUCCUGGCCUUCACCUCUGUGGGUGACGGUCCUUUCUCUGAGCCCAUACACGUCAAGGUGCUGCAGGGAGUUCCGGGUCAGCCCACCAAGUUUCAAGUGGGCAGAGUGACGGAGACGAGCGUGGAGUUGACCUGGGAGCCUGCCUACGAUAAGGAGGGCAUCAUCAGCUAUGAGCUGGUUUACAAAGAGGGCAAGUCUGGCACCCAGAUGAAAAAGCAAUUUGGUCCCACCUCCUCGUAUGUGGUGGAGGGUCUACGAGCAAACACGGAGUACUCCUUCUCGCUCGCCGCCGUCUCCAGCAAAGGCAUUGGUGCCUUCACCAACGAAAUUGUCCAGAAGACGUCUCAAGCCAAGCCCUCCGCCCCCCCCCAAGACAUUAAGUGCAGCAGUUCCAGCUCCACCACUUUGCUGGUAAGUUGGCAGCCUCCCCCCAAGGAGAGCCAGAAUGGCGCCCUGGCUGGGUACACAGUCCGCCACCGGGUGGCGGGGGCCGAAGCUGGCGGCGAGCCCACCGAGGAGCCCCCAGUGCCCCCCACCGAGGGACAACUCCUGCUACAAGGGCUGGAGAAGUGGACCCAGUAUGAAGUCACUGUGGCCGCAUUCACCAACAAGGGACCCGGACCGGAGAGCCCCCCCCUGCUGUGUCGCACAGAUGAGGAUGUCCCCGGGGCGCCCCCGCGCCGUGUUGAGGUGGAAGUGCUCAACUCCACGGCAGUGAAGGUGAUGUGGCGCUCCCUAGUGCCGGGACGGCAACACGGCCAGAUCCGGGGCUACCAAGUGCACUAUGUCCGUGUGGAUAAUGACGACUCGCGCAGCCUCCCGCGGAGCCUCCCGCGCAUCAAGGACGUCAUGCUGGCUGACGCCCAGUGGGAGACGGACGAAACGGCUGAAUAUGAGAUGAUCAUUGGGGGCCUGCAACCCAACACCACCUACUCCAUCACCGUGGCAGCCUACACCACCAAAGGGGAUGGCGCACGCAGCAAGCCCAAAGUCGUUUUGACCAAAGGAGCAGGUUUGUACCAAAAGUCAUUGGUCUUAUCAUUAUUACUUAGCCUUAGUGAGGUUAUGUAUGUGGAUAUCUAUGUCAG
Molecule: messenger RNA, 2987 nt
Organism: Paramormyrops kingsleyae
Lineage: Eukaryota; Metazoa; Chordata; Actinopteri; Osteoglossiformes; Mormyridae
Source: RefSeq, a predicted model, not a curated record